This is a messenger RNA of Periophthalmus magnuspinnatus, 3165 nucleotides long. RefSeq names its product zinc finger and BTB domain containing 22b (gene zbtb22b). The record is from RefSeq and is a predicted model, not a curated record. Gene Ontology annotation, biological process: regulation of transcription by RNA polymerase II. Gene Ontology annotation, molecular function: DNA-binding transcription factor activity, RNA polymerase II-specific; protein binding; RNA polymerase II cis-regulatory region sequence-specific DNA binding. Bases 153 to 2291 code for a protein of 712 amino acids. NCBI's taxonomy places the organism in Eukaryota, Metazoa, Chordata, Actinopteri, Gobiiformes, Gobiidae. The transcript is spliced from 5 exons.
UGUCUGCAGUUACACGGUUGUGAUUGAGACCCAGAUUCUGCAAAAUGAAGAUUGUAUUUAUCUGCCUGUAUAAAAUGACAGGACAGUCUGCCCCUGGUCUCGAUAUGCUCAUCUCACCUAGCGGCCGUGGUGUCAAUUAAAAAGGUCUACUCAUGGAGGUGGGCAGCAGCUCUGCUCCAAGCCGUGCCCUUGGGUCUGUGGUGCAGGUGAGCUUCCCAGCGGUGCAGACCUCCGUUCUGGACAGUCUGAACCAGCAGAGGGCGCAGGGACAGCUCUGCGACCUCUCCAUCCAUGUACAGGACCAUGUGUUCAAGGCCCACCGCUGUGUGUUGGCCGCCUCUUCACCGUACUUUCACGACCAGGUGCUUCUGAAGAACAUGUCGACCGUCUCUAUCCCGGCGGUGAUGGACCCUCUGGCCUUUGAGAGCGUCCUGAGCUGUGCAUACACGGGACAGCUUCGCAUGCUCCGAGACAACAUCGUAAACUACCUCACUGUGGGAAGUGUGCUCCAGAUGUGGCACAUUGUGGACAAAUGCACAGAACUCCUGAAGGAAGGCCGGGCUACAGGAACUACGGGAGGGGGGUCCGAAGGAGAAGGGGUCCCAAAUGAGGAUGGUAUCAGGAAUGGGAGAGUGUUAGCUAACCCUGGUUGUAGCAGUAGCAACGGGAACAGUGGAGCUACAAGUGGAGGAGAUAGUUCAGGUUUACAGCAAGGUACUUCAAGUGAAAUGCAGAGGGUAAACCAAUCUAACCAUCCAUCGUUGAGUGAAAGCCAGUCACCCAGCAGCACCAACUACUUCAGCCCCAGAGAUGGCAGCAGUUUUGGGGGUAAUGCGGCGGCUACAAGUGCUUUGGGAGACGGAGCAGGGUCCAGCCACACUCCCAGCUACUGCACCCCGUCCGGAGGUGAGGAGGCGUUUCUCAUCGAGGAGGAGGAGGAGGAAGAGGAAGAGGAGGAAGAGGAGAUCUUGUAUCAUCAAAGGAAAAGGACGAGAGUUGGAGGCAGUGCUCGGAGGAAGAAAACAAGCUCCCUAUCAGAACAGGAAGUCGGGGUCAGCGAUAGCUUUGGUGUGUCGUCAUAUCAGGAUGGCGAGGAGCAGAAGCGGCCGACCUACUCUCAGCCCAGUAUCAUGCCUCGUAAACAGUGGGUCGUGGUGAAAACAGAACACACGGAGGACGACGACCUCAUUGUGGUGUCAGGAGAAGAAGCAGGAGACGAUGAAGAGGAGGAGGAAGAGAGAGAGGCCGAACUGUCUCGAGAAAGGAAUGAUUUUAAUAUUUCCAACGUGCGGAGUUUGUCUGCGGAGCUCGGCAAUAGAAGUGAAACCGACAUGGAGUCACAGGCCGACUAUUGCCCGACUCCAGAGGACUACCUCAAGUUCGAAGGCAGUUUGAUGGAGCACACUUUGGCUCAGCAGCUGCACGAGAGCUCAGCACAGAGCUCCAACCGUGUCUCUGCUUUACUGGGUCAGGUGCAGUCAGCUGCCUCCGCCCGAGCCCUCUUCCCACUCGACAUGCAGGGAAACCAGAUUCUCCUCUACAGCCAAGCCUCCGCUCUGUCCAUGGAUUCUGCUACAGCUCCUAUUGGCAUGGCAGGUACUAUGAUCCCAGGAGCAGCAUUUAAGAGUCCUAACUUGGAGCACGGAGCUGCACAUCUCUCUCUACAAAGCAGUUUAGACGGAGCAGAUGGUAGUGGGGUAGGAGCUAAUGGAAAUAAUGCUACAUCAGGUAAAGUUUUCAUGUGUCACUGCGGGAAAACAUUUACUCACAAAAGCAUGCGCGAUCGUCAUAUCAACAUGCACCUCGACCUGCGCCCCUUCCACUGCCCGGUCUGCUCCAAGAAAUUCAAAAUGAAGCAUCACCUCACGGAGCACAUGAAAACUCACACGGGACUCAAGCCGUACGACUGUUUGGGAUGCGGGAAGAAAUUCAUGUGGAGGGACAGUUUUAUGAGGCACCGCGCUCACUGUGAGAGAAGGGGAGGGGCGGGGGAGGGAGGAGGUGGGGGAGGAGAGGGGGAUACCAGGAGAAUCAGUGAAGAUGGGGGAGAGAUGAUGUCGUCACCUCAUUUGGUCAUGUCUGAAACAGGUCAUGGGGGAGGAGGAGGGGGGAGAGUACAGCAUAACAACAACAGUGUAACCAAUGGCAACUUGAGCAACAAUAUGGCGCUGCUCGGACAGGCCUCUCAAAAUCCUAGUCAUCAGGGAUCGGGUAUUUUUGCGGGUUUAGGGAUAGGGCGGAGUAUGUGCGAGGAGGACGCAUGUGAAGUUAAUCAAAGUAGCGUGACAUAAACCAAAAUCAUUGUGAAACGGGUGCCUAUAUUUUCAACAGUAAAUCCUCUUCUUUGUUGUUCUAAACUUACAAAGUGCAGUACUUCUUAUUUAAGUGCGUAUGGCAGGUUUUCUUAUUUCUAUAAAUAUUACUUCAAAUGGUGGGAUGGUACCUGUGGUAAAUAUUGUUUGUUAGUUUUAAACCAGUCAAAUAUCAAUUUGUGAAGAAAAGUAGAAAAAAGUUGUAAUGUACUGGAAGUGUCCCUGUAAAAUAAUCUAUUUCAAAAAUACAGGGACUAUUUUCAUGUCUGACAUUUUAAACAUUAAUUUAACAAUGUAAAGGCAGAAGGUAGAGGUCAUACAUUUUUAUUUGUCAAAUAACUAUUGUAUAAACUUCACCAAAGUUAAAUAUAACCUACAAAUUUAUUUACUUCAACUAUAUUUUAGGGAAAUGAGUCGUCUAACCUGUCAUAUGCACUUCACAACCUCUUGCUUGCAUUUUACGUAGUUAAGAUGUUGUAUGCACAAAGUACUUAAUACUUCAAGUGUUUUUAGAUUUCUAUUUGGUUGUUGUGAAGUGACUGUGUUGAACCUAAUACCCACAAACUAUAUCAAACCUCAGCUUGGAGAAGUGGCCUCAUUAUAGUGGACCUCAGAGUUUGAAUGUGUUUCAUACCAAAUAUAGUUCAGUGCUAGUGCCAGUAUCAAGUAUUUUUCAAGAUAUUUCAAAACUAGAGAUGUCACAUUAUCAGAUUUUAGUGGUAUGAUAUGUGUGCGAAGAAACACCAUUUUCCAUGACCAAAUGCAGUUAAGUCCUUUAUUUCCUUUCAUUCACAUUCUUUAUAUAAAAAGUGAGGAGGUUUUAGAUGCAAAUAAAUAAACUGUUUUGUUACUU